UCAACGAACACUCUAACCCAAUUCUGGUUGUUCAUGAUGUGCGAAAGUUGGGUCGACCGUGCCCAGAGUUCCACCUGCGACAGAGACGCAGCGACAGACCCGCAGUUCGUGGGAUCCAAAAAGGUCCUCCUCAUCGACACUGUGGGUGACACUUUAGUCGACAAUGUGCAUUUGCCAAGGGUUAUUUGCUAGUUUGUGUGCUUGAAUGUCUGUGAACCCGCAAUUACUGUGCCACUUGAAAAGUCUGUGGGACUGGGUGUUCCAGUUAUCACAUUGCCCGAUAUUGAGUGCUGCUGAGCUGCUGCACCUGAAACAGGAGCAGAAUCUCGCAGAGCUUGUCACCGGCCUCCGGCCUCAUCAGUGAAAUCGCUGAUGAACACGCUGAGGAACGCCAGUUUGCUGCGGUAUGUUUCCAAAUGCGGGAACGCUGCGCCGCUUGUGAAAAGGAGAAGCGAAGCACGAAGGACGAGAAGGACCUCGGUGGGCGACAUAAGUCGGCGCCAAGCGACGGACGCAGGUGGACGUCCUUCUUCUUUCCGCGGAAUCAAAACAGAGCCUUGGCUGAUGGCAUCCUCAGCCUCAUGGCAGCACUCGCAUCUCUAUCCUGGCCCAUUGCCGACCCAAAAUACGUUUAUCCAUUUUCCUGUCUCACUGGAAGGCUUUCAUGAGCGGCAGGCGUUCUCCUGCCCCGUCACUCCGGUUUCAGAGCCUGGUGAGGCAGCCAUGUGGGCCGGGCCCUGUUGCAUAUCGUCACACGCCGGGCUUGACCGUCACCUGUUGCAGCUGGGCCUUCCGCAUCUGCUUCCAAAGAGCGCGCAUGACACCCGCGAGAAGUCAACGGCGGCCCCACAGGUCUUGCAGGGCAUGGAGGAUCGUGAACUGGUUCUUGACCCGUCCUUGGAUGAAGUGCAGGGCGACCUCGCCAAGGUUCUUGCAACGCAGGCGAGAUUGGUAAAUCAGAAGGAGCGAUCUCUCAAGCGGGCAGAAGAUUGGUAUCGUACCGCGGAGAUGGCUGUCGAGGAGGGUGAUGAUGAACGUGCUAAAGAAGCAUGGUCACUACGGCAGUCAGCUCUUCAAGAGGCGACUGGCUUGCAAAACCAGAUCGAUGCAAUGACAGGGAAUGUCGAAGAUGUCGAAGAGCUCUUCGAGUCAGUGAAGGCAUUGGAGGCACGCGUUGGCAGAGGGCUUCAGGAGGAGCGUAGCACAGAUAUGUGAGCGCUGUCACCUGCAUGCACAUGUGGCUGUGAUGAUCCUUUUGGCCGAGAAGAGAGAUCAGUGGACCAUCGCUGAAUAAGCCAAUGGAAUUUACCUACACAUUGUUCCCAGAGCUUUGGAGCUCGCUCGCCCAACGGUGAAGCUUCAGUGAACUUGUU
Messenger RNA from Durusdinium trenchii, 1373 nucleotides. NCBI's taxonomy places the organism in Eukaryota, Dinophyceae, Suessiales, Symbiodiniaceae. The record is from the annotation of a GenBank genome assembly.